Messenger RNA from Leptopilina boulardi, 2206 nucleotides. RefSeq names its product mediator of RNA polymerase II transcription subunit 17 (gene MED17). The transcript is spliced from 6 exons. The record is from RefSeq and is a predicted model, not a curated record. Gene Ontology annotation, biological process: regulation of transcription by RNA polymerase II. The coding region runs from base 201 to 2120 and encodes 639 amino acids. NCBI's taxonomy places the organism in Eukaryota, Metazoa, Arthropoda, Insecta, Hymenoptera, Figitidae. Gene Ontology annotation, cellular component: mediator complex; core mediator complex. Gene Ontology annotation, molecular function: transcription coregulator activity.
AUUCGAGAGUUAUAUUUUUCCAUGUAGAAAGGAAGAUUAUUGUUGUGUUUAUUGUUGAAAUUUUGACAGAAUUAUUGUUUCUUUAUAGUUGAAAAUCAUUUGAAAAUCAAGUAAAGAAAUAAAAAAACUUUGUUAUUAAUAUAUACGUAAUGGUGAAAAUUAUGUGAUACAAUUAAAGUCAAUUUUUGUGAACAUCAAUAAUGGCGUAUUCUGUAAAUGUUUCGGUGGAAGCACCGAUUGAAAAUUUGAUUCAGGAAAUAACUUACGAUGGUCAAGAAAUUUAUCAGGCUCCAUUAACAUUGUCAGAGAAUUUGGCUAAAAUCGCUCAAAAGAUCGAUUUUAGUAAAACCAAUGGCGAAGAUGUUAAAAAAGAACCAUCGGAAAGUGGAAAUAAAGAUGAAGAAGCAAAGGAUACAUCUGCUCAAUCAUUAUGGCCUUGGGAUGCAGUUAGAACUAGCUUAAGAAACUCUUUGACAGAGGUAUGUGUGCUUGCCGAUGUUCUCUCGGUGGCAAGAGAAAAAAGGUACAUGGUCCUUGAUCCUGUACCUCAAGAAGCAGUGGAAGUUAAACAAAUGGUUCAAGUUUAUGGCCGAAAGAAAGCUCUCUCUGGUGCAGCACAAGUUCUUAUUUCAGGUGCUGAGAGAUUGAAAAAUUGUCAAAAUGAAUUGGCAAGAAAUCGUACAACUCCUAAUUUUCAUAUUGAAUUACUGCGACUCCGUCAAAAUUGGAGACUCAAGAAAGUAUCAAAUUCUAUUAUUGGCGAUUUGAGUUAUCGCACUGCUGGAUCAAAGUACACGCAAACUGGAAUGUUUGAAGUAACAAAAGCAGAGGAAGAAGAUGAAAAUAGUGGAAGUCCACCGUCUUCUCCUAAUCCAAAUGCCGUUACUCCUGCGACACCAUCGAGUAGUAAACCAUCAGCAUUACGCGUCACAAUUCCCAGUGAACUUCAAGGUGUUGCGUAUAUCGAGGUUUUAUGCCAAAAAGAUCAAGAAGAUUUAUGCAGUGCAAAUAUUAAUCUCUUGAACAGUAAUACAACGAGUUCGAAUGCAGAUAUGCAUUGGCAGCAAAAAUUAGAAGCUGCGCAAAAUGUUUUGUUUUGCAAAGAAUUGUUCAGUCAAUUGGCAAGAGAAGCGGUUCAUUUGCGAGCUCCUAUUCCUCAUAUGGUCGUGGGAAAUCAAAUAAUGGCAACGGUUUUACCGGGGAUACAAUUGAUUAUUGGCCUUUGUCACAGUACAGGAAAUGAUAAAAAACAAGCAGCACCCCCACACAAAACAGAUCACGAUCAUGUACUUGAACAUUCAUUACAUCAAUUAUUACGUGAGGUACAUCAUAAAAAUACACAUCAUCCAUUUCCUCAUCCAUCGUCGGGACCACUUGGUCCAAGUAAAAGAAGAUGUCUCGCCGGUCCAACGGCAGCCGAUCGUCAUGAACUUAUUGAAAUGACAAAAAGUCAAACACUAUUGGAACAAAUAAUUCAACAGGCACAACAUUUUUUCAUGCGACUAAGAACUGAAUAUGUUUUAGAUACAAUAGCAAAAGAAGUGAAGGAUCCAUUAAUUGUCUCACAUUGGAAUGCAUUAAAUUCACCAACGCAAUCGUGUGUGAAAAUAAAUAUUUUAACACACGGCUACGAUUCAAUGUAUCGUACAUCAUUGAUUGUACAUGUUGGUGAAAAAUCAUUGAAAUGUGUUUGUCGCGAUGGCCGUGUUAUGCAUAUGAGUUAUGAACCACAGGAAUUACGUGAUUUAAUAUUUUGUCAAAUUUAUCAACAUCAAAUAAUUGCCGUUCAAUCGUUGGCAAAAUGUAUGGGAUGGCAAUUUUUAUCAAACAGUGCACAUUUGGGUCUUGGCGCUGUUGAACCAUUGGGCAAUGCAAGCAGUUGUAUAUUGGCAUCGCCAAUUGGCGAUCGAAUGAUUGCAGUGAGAUGUGAACCACAAACGGGCGUGCAAGUUGCAAUAGCGCAUUCACCGCGAAAAGAUUUUUUCCCCGGUCAAUUAGUGCGCGAAAGAAAAUGGGAGAAUCUCGGUGGUUCUUUUAAAGAAGUAAGAUGGGAUAAAAUGGAGGGUAAAAAUUUCCUCAACAAAAUGGAACUUCUCAUGGCGUCAUUGACAAGCUCAUAAUAAUUUUUCUAAAUUCCAAAAAAAAAUUUUUUGGACAAUUUUUGUAUUUUAACAGGGUGAUAUAUAAUAUUAAGAUUUUUAAGGUA